AUGUACGAAUUCACAGAAUGCGAACAAUCAUCUUGCUGUGCCUUGUGCCCUCGUGCCACUGCCUUCUCGGAAUUUUCGGCACCUUGCUACAAGAAGAUCAGCAUACAGAUUCCAUCAGAAUACAUUGCGAGCGGCAAGGUUGUGAACAAAUAUUUCGACAUGGGCAGCUUAGAACUUGCGAUGAAGCUGAAGGGACAAACAACUGAUUGCAUAAACUGA
Molecule: messenger RNA, 219 nt
Organism: Strongylus vulgaris
Lineage: Eukaryota; Metazoa; Nematoda; Chromadorea; Rhabditida; Strongylidae
Source: the annotation of a GenBank genome assembly